UUCUUAAUCCCGAAGUAUGUAAAAAGAACGCCUUGACCAAAAAUAAAACGCCUCUUCCUUGUAUUAAAAAAAGAAGAAAAAGAAAAAGAAACGUUCGCCAUCCCCACAACUAUAGUCUAUAAAUAAGCACUCCUAGCUUUGCUCACGUUAUUAGUAUUACAAUCAAUCACUCUCUCUCUAUCCAAUUCAAUAGCGAUGGCAGACUCUGUUGAUGUUACUCACGAUCUUCACUCCCUCCUCUCUUCUCCCGAUAGAGACUUUCUUCUUCGUAACAACGGCGAUCAGGUUAAAAUUGACAGCUUGAAGGGGAAGAAACUUGGUUUAUACUUUUCAGCAUCAUGGUGUGGUCCGUGUCGAGGUUUCACACCAACAUUGGUUGAGGCGUACAAUGAACUCUCUCCAAAUGGUGAGUUUGAGGUCGUUUUUAUCACAGCUGAUGAGGAUGAUGAAGCCUUUAAAAGCUACUUUUCCAAGAUGCCGUGGUUGGCUAUCCCGUUUUCUGAUUCAGAUACACGCAAUCGCCUUGAUGAACUGUUUCAUGUAAAUGGAAUUCCUCAUCUUGCAUUGCUUGAUGAAACUGGCAAAGUUGUCGCCGAAGAUGGAGUUGACAUUAUCCGUGAAUAUGGACCUGAAGCAUUCCCUUUCACAUCGGAAAGGAUCCAAGAGUUAAAAGAUCAAGAAGAGGAAGCUAAGAGGAAUCAGUCCUUGAGAUCUAUUUUGGGCUCUCGUUCCCGUGAUUUUGUGAUAUCAUCCGAUGGAAAAAAUAUACCUAUCUCUGAGCUUGAGGGAAAGACAGUUGGUCUGUAUUUCUGUGCAAAUUCGUACAGAUCAUGCACUACAUUUACUUCACAGCUUAAGGAUGUUUACAAGAAGCUGAAGGCGGAGGGGGAGAACUUUGAGGUUGUGGUGAUACCCUUAGAUGACGAGGAAGAGUCAUUGGAGAAAGAAUUAGAAAGUGUGCAUUGGUUAUCCUUGCCUAUCAAGGACAAAACAUGUGCGAAACUAGUUCAGUACUUUGAACUAUCAGCCCUUCCCACCUUGGUUAUUAUUGGGCCAAAUGGGAAAACUCUUCAUCCUAAUGCUGCUGAGAUCAUUGAGGAUCAUGGGAUCACUGCAUAUCCAUUCACUCCUGAAAAGCUUGCUGAACUCGAAGAAAUAGAGAAGGCCAAGGAGGCAACUCAAACAAUUGGGUCAGUUUUGGUGUCUGGGGAUCGAGAUUUUGUGAUUGAGAAAGAUGGGGAGAAGAUUCCGGUGUCAAAAUUAGAGGGGAAGACCGUCCUCCUCUACUUCUCAGCCCACUGGUGUCCUCCAUGUCGUGCAUUUCUUCCAAAACUCAUUGAUGCAUACCAUAAGAUUAAGGCACAAGACAAUGAUGCACUUGAAGUCAUUUUCAUCUCAAGAUACAGGGAUCAAGCCUCCUUUGAUGAAUUCUUUGCAGGAAUGCCGUGGCUGGCACUUCCCUUUGGUGACUCAAGGAAGGAGUUCCUGAGUCGGAAAUUCAAGGUAUCUGGCAUCCCGAAGCUUGUGGCUAUCGGAUCAAAUGGCCGGACUGUCACAAAAGAAGCUCGAGAUCUGGUUGCGCUUUAUGGAGCAGAUGCUUAUCCUUUUACCGAGGAGAGAAUAAAAGAAAUAGAGGCACAAAAUGAUGACAUUGCAAAGGGGUGGCCUGAGAAGGUGACGCACAAAACACAUGAGCAUGAGCUUGAGUUGACGCGCCGCAGGGUAUAUUACUGUGAUGGUUGUUCUGAGGAGGGACAUGUUUGGUCAUACUACUGUGAAGAGUGUGACUUUGAUCUCCAUCCAAAGUGUGCACUGGAAGACAAAGAAAGCAUAGAUCAUGCCAAGGAAGAAGAGAAGACCAAAGAAGGAUGGGUUUGUGAAGGAGAUGUCUGCACCAAAGUCUGAAAUCUGCUUGUUAUAUUUUGGUGAUUACUAUUUAUACUCAUUUCCAUGUGAUGGUGCAGUUAAUUAAGGUGUUUCUAUCAUGUACUGUGAUUAGUGUAUAAAAUAAUUGAAAUCUACAAAUAGUAUUGAGGUGUUUAAUGUGUACUUGUGCAUGAAAUACUACUUACCAGACCAAAAUUUAUAAUUAUUAUUCAUCCCCUUA
Molecule: messenger RNA, 2107 nt
Organism: Cicer arietinum (chickpea)
Lineage: Eukaryota; Viridiplantae; Streptophyta; Magnoliopsida; Fabales; Fabaceae
Source: RefSeq, a predicted model, not a curated record